Molecule: messenger RNA, 3124 nt
Organism: Mytilus trossulus (common blue mussel)
Lineage: Eukaryota; Metazoa; Mollusca; Bivalvia; Mytilida; Mytilidae
Product: stomatin-2-like
Exons: 8
Coding region: 256-1077 (273 amino acids)
Cellular component (GO): plasma membrane
Source: RefSeq, a predicted model, not a curated record
AUUGCAUACUUGUGUUGGCAGCUAGGUCAAGAUCCUAUUUCGUAAUUAAUUCUUUGCUAAUUUCGAAAUAACGUCGUCGAAGUUGAUCAUGUGCUGUUUGUGACGUCACGGGAAUACAUCGUCUUUCUUAAAAACUAUAUUAUAUAACAAAUAAGCUAGAUAAUUAAACAAGCCCGAUUCGGAAUUAUUUGUUUCUACCCGUGACGUUAUUUUACAAAAGACAAAUCCGUUACUGGAAUAAUUUUGACGCAAAACAUGGACGGAAACAGAGUUAAACAUUCAGACACUAGUCAAGGAAAUGACAGUGGGAUAGGGUGCUGUGGAUGCAUUUUAAUGGGACUAUCAUAUGUUCUAGUUGCUUUAUUUUUCCCAUUUUCACUCUGCAUGACGAUAAAGAUCGUGCAAGAAUACGAGAGAGCUGUCAUUUUUCGACUUGGACGCGUACUUCCUGGAGGAGCCAAAGGUCCAGGAAUGUUCUUUAUAUUACCAUGUCUUGAUGAGUUCAAAAAGGUCGAUCUUCGAACCGUGUCCUAUGAUGUUCCGCCUCAGGAGAUUUUGACGAAAGAUUCCGUUACAGUAGCCGUAGACGCUGUAAUCUACAGCCGCAUUUUCGACCCUACAAUGUCUGUGUGUAACGUAGAAAACGCCGACAGUUCUACAAGGUUGUUGGCAGCUACCACUCUCAGAAAUGUUCUCGGAACUAAAAACAUGUCUGAAAUUCUAACUGACCGAGAUUCUAUUGCUGCUCAAAUGCAGCACAUUUUGGAUGAAUCGACAGAUCCCUGGGGAAUCAAGGUAGAAAGAGUCGAAAUUAAAGAUGUGAGACUUCCAGUACAACUCCAGAGAGCAAUGGCCGCCGAGGCAGAAGCUUCAAGGGAAGCACGUGCUAAGGUUCUUGCAGCCGAGGGUGAACAACGUGCCUCACGUGCGCUAAAGGAAGCAGCCGACAUCAUGGCACAAUCACCAGCCGCCAUUCAGCUCCGUUAUUUGCAGACGUUGAACAGCAUAGCAGCAGAGAGGAAUUCAACCAUUGUUUUCCCAUUGCCAAUGGAUUUAUUGAAAGGAUUUGCAAAAUGAUAAAAGGUCGAAUAUUCCGGAAUGCGACUUAUAUGCUUGUAGUUUUAAAGCUAACCAAUCACUUUUAUUAACCAUAUACUUACUAGUUUCUUAAAAUCUCGCUUGGUUUUUUUUUGUAUUCAGAUGUUACCAAAUGCAUACAUGUUUUUUCUUAUUUGAAAUUUUAAUGUAUACUUUUUGAGAAAAACAUAAUUUUUGAUAUAUAGUCCAGUCAAUCUAGCAUAAUUUAGACCCUAACCCGAAAGUAUUUGCAACAGAAGAAAUUUAAAGUUUAAUCUUCAGCAUUAUACCUCAAAUAUACACAGAAAAAAGUCCCAUAUAAAAACUUAACUUGAGGAAGACUAUAAAAAAUCCCCAUUUAAAACUAUGGAGAUUUGAAUUGAAAAGGGAGAUGAAAGGCAGAAAUAUCAAUUAAAAUUGAUACAAUAUUAUUAAUUUACCACUUCUAUUCAUCAGAAUGUAAUGAUUCCUGAUUUUUUUAGCGGUCUUUAGGGUGUGAAAAACAACUCUAAAGGUGUUUUCAUAUCUGUAAUCUAGAUUUCGAAAAAUUCAUUAGUUGACCACUUAUUCAAUUUUUCAUUAUGUCAAGGUAAAGAAUCUCUCAAAUUUAAUAAAAAUAAUUCAGCAUGUAUUCUUCUUUUUGUGGUUUAAAGUUUCUUUAGAUUAGUAAGUUGCUGAAAAAAUUUAAUAUACAGAUAUAAACAAUACCAAAUUUUCAUAUUAUUUUUUUCAAAAUGAUCACAAAUCUUCAUAUUUGCGAUUUCUUUAAUGAAAAAUGCAUGAAAAAAAUAAAGCUACCCAUAACACUUCGGUUUUGUACAUUUCAUGAGCAGAAGAUUGUAUGAUUUAGUCCAAAUUAUUACCCCAUCAAAGUAUCAUACUUUACAUAAAUUUCAAGAAAAACAACCAAAACUGACCAAAAAAAGACUCAUUUUUGCAAGAGUUAUCUCCCCUUCCAAUGUUAAUUCUGAUAGGAAAUUAAAAAUGCUGAUUUGCAGUUUUCCUCAAGUUAGAUUUUACGGGACUUUUUUCGGUGUAUAUAGAGGGCAAAAUGCCAUAGAUUAGAAUUUAAACAUUUUCUGUUGGAAUUAGUUUGAGGCUAAAUCUUAGUUUGACUGGACUAAUACUACGAUUUUAUGUUUUGGUUAAUGUUAACUGGUUUCUUGCAUAAACUUGGCUUUUGAUAGGUUUUGAAGACUACAUGCCUUAGUAUAUAAAUCAUUUAUGAUUUUAUCAGUUUGAAAUCCAUUAAGGAACAGGCCAAUUGUUGAUGAGAGUUUUCAUGUGUAGUUCUGUGUUUUUUUUUCCAGAUUUCCUUCAUUGUUUUUUUUUUUAUUAUUUGUAUUUAAAGUCGAAAGCAAUCUUUGAUGCAAUUUUAAAAUGAUUUUGAUGUGCCACUAGUUAGUUCUUGAAAAUCUUUGCUAGUACGUAUACUACCUGUUAAAUCUUGUGACUAAUACUAUGUAUUAUAUAUAUGUCAAAAAAGUAGUUUCUUUGAACAAGUGUGUUGUCUCUAUUUUUCAGUGGCGGAUCCAGAUAUUUUUCAAAAGAGGACUCACUGACUGUCUAAAAAGAGGCCCACUCUAGUCAUAUUUCAGAGGUCCCCUUAUAUAAUUAAUCAAAACUACCCACAACAUGAGUUGCACCCUGGGACCCCUCUCAAUCCUCCUGUGGUUUUUAUCUAGGACAAUAUCAAUCGAAUAAAUUUAAGGUCUAGUAUACUCGAUUUGUUAUCGUUUAUAAUUCAGUUUUACUAUAGUUGAUGCAUAUUUGUUUAAGAACAAUAUUCUUUCUUCUCAUAUUUGCUUAUCUAACACGAACUUGUCUUUUAAAAAGACAAUGAAAACGAAAGAAAUAUGGUAAUUAAAAAGUCUUAUCUACUCAUAUCGUUUAAAUUAAAAAAAAAAAAACGAUAAUCGAUCAUAAAGAGAUAAUUGUUAAAACUUUUAUUCUUUUUAUCGUCUGGCAGAAGAAAGAUUAUUUGUGCUGCAGAGUUGGAUUUGCCUGUAUGUUUACCCAUGGGUAGACCCGGUGUUAGCUUUGCGUA